Molecule: messenger RNA, 1254 nt
Organism: Cadophora gregata
Lineage: Eukaryota; Fungi; Ascomycota; Leotiomycetes; Helotiales; Ploettnerulaceae
Exons: 4
Coding region: 1-1254 (417 amino acids)
Source: RefSeq, a predicted model, not a curated record
AUGCAAAGCUCACAAGAGAUCGUAGCUGAUGCUGCCUCAAUGAACGAAAACAACGCCAGCACAUCUACACUUGACGUUGCCUCGGUGGCCUGUCGAAACCUCGUUGUCGGAUCCAAUACAGGCCAAGCCAAGAACACCGCCAGCCCCUCAGAGAAGACCGAUGAUGACGCAGAGAGCAAGAUCACCAGCCCAGGUGCUAAAGUCCUGCAAACCACAGGCGACACCAACUCUAGCGGAACCAUUCUCAUCCUAAAAGUACUUGAAGUUGCCCAGACUGCUGGGUUUUCACCUGUUGCGAUCCCUGGGAACCUGCUGGCCCGCCUUCUCACUUCAAUGAACAACUUACAAACCCAAGUUUCUACACUCAAGGGCGAUGUGCUCCGGCUUGGAGCAGAGAGUUCGGCGUCGAAGACAACACUGGCUCACACAAGGAUGGAGCUCAAGGCCCUUAAGGAUGAAUUGUGUAUCACUAAACUCUUCACCUUUCCAUUGUUCCCCAAGUUGCCUCUGGAGCUUCGUUUAAUGAUUCUGUGGGUCCGUGGUGCCUGUAAGGAAGCCAGAGCGGAAGCGCUCAAAUGUCAGGAGACUCUGUUCAACAUCGGGGGUCGCUUAUAUUUUGAGAAUCCGUGUGUUUUCAUCAACCCAGGGGUUGACACAGUGUGGCUACAUGGCUUGGAUGGCGGCGAUGAUCCAUCCAAUCCACAGGAAGACUUUCGCAGCAGUAUUGACGAUCUCUCACUUUACCUCCAGGAUGCAAAGAAUGAAGAUCGUCCAGAACUCUCCAAUGUUAUCUUGUCUUUCGAACAUUGGGAUGCACUUCUGAACAAUUGUUUCUUUGGUUACUUUGGAAAUGUCCUUUACCUGGGUAGGCAGCUUUCCAAUCUAGGGUUCAAGCAUAUUUCGAUCGUGGUCGGACCGACCAGUUCCCUUCGGUCACUCAAUGUUCAACUCAUCGAUCCCCAAUGGAACCCGUCGGUACUUUUACCUUACGAGUCAAGAACCUACCAAUGCACUACGAGACAUACCAAGGAUGUUUCAUGGGAAGACAUUUCCAAUUCGUUCUUGAAAACCAUGUCUGACCUUCAGGAAUGUCAUGCAGCCAGACGGAAGCGGAUGAAAGAAAAUGGUGAUGAUCCAGAUCACCCUGAUAUAACUCAUCCGAAGUUUUGGGAUAUUUCAGGCUGGACAGUCAAGUCAAUACGCUUUGUCGAGGCUGUGACGAGCAUCCAGGAUGCGGGUACAAAAGAAAUGUAG